AAUUAGGUAAAGUGAAUGGUUUCGGAACGAUCCAUAAAAUAUUCCAACACGAUCCAAUAAGGUGCAACAAUCAUACACUUCGUCGCAAACAUAAAAACGCUGGCACGCUCUCACGUUAUACAAACGCUCGCGGCUGUGAAAAUAAAUUUCAAUAGUUGUUAGGGUGCCGUAGUGAGUGUUUUCACUACUUUCCUGAGCAUUGAGACUCAUAAGUGUUUGAAAUCAUGUAGAUGAUGCUAUUUUCAUUGGAAUACUCAUUUAUUUAUGGACAUGCUUUUAGAGUAGUCUAAGAGCGUAAUGUGCAAAGUCGGUUUGUGUACGGAACUACUUACAGUAUUAAUCUAUUUGUUGAAAGUUUAUUUUGCUAAUUUGUGUCGAGUUUUGCGUAUUAGUGGUGUAUUUUAUCCAUGGAAUCAAACACCGAGCUUGUGGACGGACUCGCUGAGAAUUCGACGAUCAGUGGUGACAACAGCGAAGCAGACGACAUGGUGGGGACGGCAGAGAAUUCCGGAGAGAGGAAUUCAUCGGAACAAAUUAGGGACGGAUUGGGUGACGGUAGGACCAGCAGUGCUUCUAAAGCUUCACACGAGGUUGACGUGAUGGUAGAUAGGCCUCUGAGUGGAAUGAGCGGCGAAAGUCGUGAUGCCUCUAGUCCAACUGGAGAGGAAGGAAACGAUAGAGAGUUGCAGGAAAUGUUCGAAGGAAAGGAAAAGACACGUGUUGAGGAUGAAACUGACGUGCAAAAUGGCGACAUCUCAGAUGUAGAUGAAACCAGGGAAAGUUAUGAAGAUAUGGAUAACAUCUUAAAAGUACAGGACGAAAAUAGUCGGGAAGAGGAUGCGGAUGCACCCUCUGCAGUGGAUGAUCAGUUCGAACACGAAAAGGAUCGUGAAAAUGUUGUUGAAACCGCUUUGCUGAGCGAAGAUGUUGACAUGAUGGAAAAGUUCAAAUUACUCAAAGAACUGAUCGGCAAUGAACAUAGAGGUUUAAGAGACCAGCUACUGAGGAAUUACGAGGAUGUUCACACAUUAAUGCGAUCGUUUGAGCACUCUAAGAAUGUUUUGCGUGUCUGUAAAGAUUACGUGAAGACACUUUAUUGUAAUGUCCAUGACUUGUCUAAAGAGAUGAAGGACCUUAAAGUCACACUGGACAAGAAGAUGAGGACGGAAGGUUUGACUACUAUGCUCGAUGAAGAAAAAGUUGACAAGAAGGAUCCGGAGGCGGUCGCAGAACAAAGCGAACUUCUUGCCAAAGCAGCCAAGGCAAAAACGGAGAUUGCCGAGGCUGAAAUAGCUUUAGCCGAAGCAAUCCGAAUGGCGGCAGAAUGUAAAAAAGAGGCUGCCGAGCUUGAAGAAGAGGCUCGGGCGGCGGAGGUCAAGGCCAUGGAACAUCGGAGAGCGGUCCACGAGACCAAGAAGGAAGUUGAAAAAAGGAGAAAGGAGUUGGAAGAGCAGAAGCGACAAGAAGCUGAAAAGGCUAAAAAGAAGGAAGAAGAGGACCAAAAACGGCGAGAAAAGGACCAGAAGAGGAAAGCAGAGCUGGAGAGAAUUAAGGGUACCCCCGAAGAGAUUGAGAUGCUGAGGAAAGAGGAAGAGCAGCGCCGGGCCGAGGAGGAAAGGAAGGACCCUCAGAACUGGCCCAAAUGCAUUUAUACGGAGAAAAAGCCUGGUGAUGAUGACAACACGGAUCCUGAAAUCAUCUCCAUCGUCAGGGCGAUGGCUGGUGUUCUGUAUGAAGAAGACCUCGUCUGUGAACCGCUGAACCAGCUCGAUGGUAUCCUACCCCUUGGGGAGAAUGAAGAACUGGUCAGUGGAAUAGUACAGUUAAAACCAGCAUCACCAGAUACAGUCUUUCCUAAGUGUGCGGAGCCAUGGACAGUUGCUAUACCACAUGUCGCCCCGAGGAACAACCCUAUCAAGGAAGCUGUUAUAAAGAUAUUAGAUGAUGCUGGUACUUGGACGGAGGUGAUGACCCUCGACACUGCCUUCUCCGAUAUCACGGACAAGCAUUUUUGCGAGUGCCGGGUGACUGGACCAGUGACACUGGCGGUCGUACUCAAGAUCAAGAAAGACCUGGUCAUGAUAGGAAAGAAAGGAGGGAAAUAUUUCUCUCCACUUGACUCGAGGGUUAGCUUGACCGUGAGGCCAGGAGUGUUCAGGGUUACGUCAACAUUCGGCUUAAAGAUUCAACCGGUUGAGCUCGGUAUGGUGACUGAAGUCAAGCUAAGAUAUCCACAAGUCUGCGAGAAUCUAUUUGCAAGCAGUCCAAUCAUUCACCUCGGGUUGAAGAACAAGAAAUUCGUCAAACCAAUGGUGGCAACAGUUCCUUGUCCGCCCAACCCGGCUCGGCAGAAGCGACCAGGGACGGCAGGGGUUGGCCGUGAUGAUAAAUCCGAUCACAAAUCACGGCCGAAGUCGGCAAUGGUCAUUGGGUUUCACUCCUUUAAGGUUGAAGAAGAGCCGGAGGAUAAACUGAUCAUGUUGAAGAAAGAACACACGGGGCCUUGGGACGUGAAGGGACUCAUCACUCAUACGCAGUCCAAGAAUAAAGAUAUUGCAGUGGUCGAGCUCACCGAACCCGUCGAUCGUUUUAUGGUGCUGCGUCUAAAGGCAGAUACCCCAAGUACGACAGCAGAAGAUAUAGCAACAACCAUCGAGAAACACAUCAACAGACGAGUCGUCGUGUGCUUGUUACGUCAGAGGUCAGAUGACCCGAGUGACGUCAUCAUCACGUGCACCAACAUCAAUAGAAUAGAUCGAGCGCAGAGGAAGCUGAACGAAGCGGGUUAUGAGGAUGGGCCCAGUCCUAGCAAAGACAUUAUUGUCCAUGAAGGACAAAAAUUAUGGAUAAAUUUCCGCGGAAAUAUCCGUUGUAUGGACAAACAUGCAUCUGAACUCGAAUUCGCGUUCAAUUCUCAUUUGAACAGUAGUCUGCGUUUUUCUGUCGCGGAGGUUGAUCAGUAUGCGCAGAAAAGCUCAAACAUGUAUCGUGGUUUCGCUCAAAUUUAUACUCACGCAAUGCUUCAGCAAGCUGUUAAAGUCGAAGACAAAGUUUCGACGAAGAGGAACGAUUCAGUGAAAAUGGAACUUGUGCAAGGAGAAAAGUUACUGUCGGAACUGCUGAUAAAUUUACCAAAGCCGGAUCCGGAACCACCACAACCUAUCCUGAAAGCUCCAGUGCAGUUUAAAUCAGAUGGCGUCAUCGACGAAGCGUUGUUUCGGCAACUCUCUGCAGAUCUCGGAGAUGAGUGGAAGCUCCUCGCUGCAGCUCUCAGUGUCAAACGCGCGAGAAUCCAAGCGAUACUGCGAGAUCACGUGUCAAAUAGUGACAGUGAGGAAGCCAUUUAUGACAUGUUGGUCACGUGGGUAAAGAAGAUACCUCGCUCGAUGGAUAAGGUUGAGAUCUUAUGUGCAGGGUUGAUCACUGUGGGACGCACCGACCUUGUAGAGGACAUCAAGGACCGGGAACGAGAUUGGAAACUUGAGAGGGCCAACAAAGCAAAAGAGGCUAAAUUAAAGAGGGCGUUCUUGAGGGUAGCACAGAACCAGGAAGUAAUAACUGACUGGCGUCGCCUGGCGUUGGUUCUCGGACUACACGAAGACGAUAUCGAUGGUAUCGAGGAGGGUGUGAUCGGCUCGAGGGAGCAGUGUCACAGGGCGUUGUUACUCUGGAAAGAGAACGACCCACUGGCUAGUAUUAACACUCUCAGCAGGUUCCUUAAGAAGAUUAAAUGCAGAUCUGCCGCAGAGGAAAUACAGCAACUGGCUUAAAAUGGGCGAAGGGUGACUCGAUGGUCGUAAAGGAUGAUUUAUAGAUAGAUAACUCCGCAUGAAAAGCUCGUGGACUGAAGCUAAACAAGUCAACAAAUUGGAAAAAUGCUAUAUCGCAUUUAAGCAUUCUUGUGCCGCCACAACAUUAUUGUUUGGAAAUUUAAUUUUUUUCAAAUAUUUUCGCGAUUUGCAAAAAAAAGAUGAGAAAAUUUGGUGGUUAACAGUACUCAAAGUAAGUGGCUGAUCUUUUAGCUAUUUGUAUGUGUAUAUAUAUAAUGUAACUGCAGGAAGUGUAC
Molecule: messenger RNA, 4066 nt
Organism: Lineus longissimus
Lineage: Eukaryota; Metazoa; Nemertea; Pilidiophora; Heteronemertea; Lineidae
Product: death domain-containing protein 1-like
Exons: 13
Coding region: 408-3770 (1120 amino acids)
Biological process (GO): signal transduction
Molecular function (GO): protein binding
Source: RefSeq, a predicted model, not a curated record